UUGUCCGAUAUUAUGUUAGGCCUAGUUUUACAUGGUAUGAAAAAGUAUUUGUAGAAUGACAAAACAGCAUUCCCUUUAAUAAUGUUUUCUCUAAAGCCUACAUAAAACUUACUGAAGAAAAACGUAAUGGUAACGUUAGCAAAAUGUUCUUAGAACAUAUUUCUGCUUCCAUUGGUGAAAUAAAGAAACUGGCAUUGUUAUAAUGUUGUUGUUAACACAAGGUUAAGGAAGACACAUUACAGAAUUAUGUUUAGGGAUUUUAUACAGAAGCUAUUCAGUUUUAAGGUGGAUCCUUGUGGGGUUUUUUUUUCCGGUUACUUCUAAAUUCUAGUUUGAUAUCCAUAGCUGGUUAUCAGUAAAAAUGAAAACAAUUCCUCCAUUUGUUUGCAAGGUUUCUUCUUUCUUCAGACGUUGUCAACAAGAUAUGUUGUAAAUAGCAUAUUCACACAUGCAAAAGCAAAAAAAUGCAAGCCCUCCUUUAAUAUACAGUAUUUCUUUCUGAAAAUGUCUCAGAGCUUUAAAUACUUCAAAAAAAGAAAGCCUGAAACUCUUUGCCUCUCUGUUUCUGUAUUCUGUAUUUAGGUUUUCUUCUUUUGAUUUUUGCUCCUUGUGUGUGUUUUCCCCCCUGAUUGUUGCUAUGUUGUUGUGAGUAUAAUAAUAAUUACUGUUGCUUAUUCGUGUUAUGAAUGCUUGAUGUGCCGUAUGUUGUUGGAUGUUCCCAGUCUUGUUAUAAAUGUACACUUUGCCAAAAACCCCAGAACAAAACGCGUGAUCUGUUGGUUAUUGAUGUAGGUCCAGGUGUUGUGAUGAGAGCACACAUCAAAGCGGAGUCGUUCGGUGUUCGUUGUUCAGGUGAGCAGGUGCGGUGACGUCAGUCGUGAGUGUAGCGCGCUGGUUUGAAGGGGAAGUGAAAGGAGCUUCUCGAUGUGGAAGCGUCGCCAUUAACGAGGAACUUGGAGGAGCAGACAGCGACGGACUCGAGCAGAAUAUGACAUGUUUAAGCACUGUCCGGUUGAGAUCGUUUAGAAGUGUUCAUAAAGCAGUCGUUGAGUAGAUCGGACGCUCGUGUGCCGAGAUGGACGACUCUUUCUGCAUCCGGGUUGAUGUGAUCCGCGAUGAGAGUCUGCAGUGCUGGACGAGCAUCGGAUCCGGCGGAUUCGGCGAGAUCUACCGGGCGAAGCACACCACCCUGGGAAGGGACGUGGCCAUAAAGUUAUUACGUUAUAAAGACGGCAGAUCUGCGUCCUCCAUUCAGAGAGAAGCUCAUCUGAUGUUGCAGGGCGGGAAUCCCAACGUCAUCAGCAUUUUGGGCCUGUACGAGGGCCGUGUGGGCGACAUGCAGCUGCCGCUCCGGUCGGGGCUGGUGAUGGAGUUCAUGCCGAACGGUUCGGUGGCCGAUCUGCUGCAGACGCUGGACGGACCGCCGCCGUGGCCUCUGACCUUCCGCAUGGCGCACGAGAUCAGCCUGGGAAUGAACUUCCUUCACCAUUUGUCGGUCCUGCAUCUGGACCUGAAGCCCAGCAACGUGCUGCUGGACGACAGUCUCAAAACCAAGCUGACAGAUUUCGGCCUGUCUCGAGUGGCUCGAAGUCUUUCUAAAUACCCUCGAGAGAAAAGUGAGGACGAGGGAGGAACGCUGAGCUACAUGCCACCUGAAGCGCUGAAGUCUGUCAAUUACAAAGCCAGCAAAGCCUCCGACGUGUACAGUUACGGCGUCCUGCUGUGGUCCAUCAUCACCGGGAAGGAGCCGUACGGCGGCGUUCUUUCCACUCUGGUGCGCUUCCGGAUCCCGGAGGGGGACAGACCCGAUCUGACGCCGAUAGAUUGCAGCAAGGCCAAAGGUCUGAAUGAUAUGGUGAAGCUCAUGACUAAAUGCUGGCAGCAGGAUCCCGGGAGGAGACCGCCGUUCCUCGAUUGCGUCAAAGAGACGGAGAAGAUCUUUAAUAUGCACAAACAUGGACUCAAUGCUGCCGUCUAUGAUGUUCUGAAGCAGCUGGAUGAUGACGUCUGUUCCAGUUUAAGAUCGAUCCAGAUCUCUAAACCACACGGUGGUAUGUAUGAAAUACGUCCUCAGGUUCCUUCCUGCGUCACUGGUUCGCCUCCUAAACAGGAAAUGGCUGUCGGUUUCACAAAACCCAUAAGGAAAGAAACGUUUCCUCGUCCUGCUCCGCCGGCGACGCCUGUCAGAACAACACAGCGGCAAACUUCAACACCAGGCGGAGUUCAGAUCUCGAUGUCAAACGUCUGUGGGGUUCAGAUCGGCAACAACAACACCAUGAAUAUUGUUCAGAAACCGCGGCAGAGACACCGAACGGCUCCUUCCAGCGUCGGCACGUCUUGUUCCUACUCAGAGAACUCGCAGAAAAAACCAUGACGUGAUGUGAUCACACUCACCUCUGCAGAACAUCAGCUUUUGGCAGCUGAAAGCAUGUUUUAGUGGCUUUUAGUGACUUUCAGGGUGGCUGAACACUCAAAAAGUAUUUAGACCUCAAUUUAAGAUUUAUGUCUUUGAUUGGCAUAUCAAAUUUACAUCCAUUUGGAUGACUGUUUUAACAUAAACUGACUUAUUCACUUAAUGUGAGGGCAGAUUAAUAAUAAACUAUGCAAAAUGUUUAUUACUUAAAAUAUUUUUUGCAUAUUUUAUUUAAAUAUUUCAUAUAUAUAUAUAUAUAUAUGAAGAGUUUAUUUGCAAAAACAGAUAACUCCAUUUUUUAAAUUUUUUACAAAUCAUGUUUUUUUCAUUGUGCAUUGUGCAAUUAAUCUCAAUCAAACUGAUUAUUAAGUAAAAAUAACUGAGUUAUCUGUUUUUGCAAAUAAACUCAACAUAUAUAUAUAUAUAUAUAGAUAUAGAUAGAUAGAUAGAUAGAUAGAUGUAAACACAGUAAUAAAAAAAAUUACUAAAACAAUGAAAUUACUAUAACUUUAAUUAAACUUAAAUGAGAGGAAAUUACAAAAAUCUAAAUGACCUCAAAAUAUAUAUAACAGCUUUUAAUAGUAUCUCAUUGAUAAGUAGAAAUCUGACCUGUUUUUUUAUGUUUGAGUUUAUGUUCAAGUCGUGUGAUACAGAUGAAUGGAAAUUUAAUAUGCAAAUCAAAUACAUAAAUCUUAAAUUAAGGCCCAAAUAUUAUUUAAUGGUGGUGAAACCUGUGAAGAACAUGUCCAACUCCAGUUUUACCUCAAAAUCGAAAGAAAUAAAUAAGCAUAUAUUUUGCAUAUGGAAAAUCAAUUUUAAGACCACAUUUUUUUUUUUUUUAUUGCAUUUUUAAGACAAUUAGAUAUAUUUAACCCUUCCUCGUCCAAAUGUCAGUAGAUAUAAAAUAAAAGAAUAGGUUUUAUAACUUUAUAUGUUAAAGAUAUUUACAUUUUGAUAUACACAUCACUGUAGUGGUUUUUGUACUGUAUUUUAUUUAGGCUGAUUUUCAGGACACGAAAUAUUUGCAUCAUAAUAAUGACAGUAUUGGGAAGAUGUGCUUAAUUGUCACAAUGCAACCAAACAAACAAAUAAUGGUAGUAAAAAUAUGAUUCAAUUUCUUUAUCCAAAAUACAGUCUUUUUCGUUUUUUUCUUUGGAUUUUGGAGUGAAAUUCACAUGAAUAUGCAGUAAUUCAGAUCGAGCCGACUGCUUUUACUGUAGUCUGUGGAUCACGCGACAAUCAACUACUGUAACUAACAAAGUGCUGUGCUUACCUUUAAAUACAUUUUAUAUUGUUUUCCAACAUGUGACUCUGUUGGCUAUUCCUUGCGUUUUAAUAUCAGAUGACGCGCGCUCUGUCACGUGAC
Molecule: messenger RNA, 3779 nt
Organism: Labeo rohita (rohu)
Lineage: Eukaryota; Metazoa; Chordata; Actinopteri; Cypriniformes; Cyprinidae
Gene: ripk3
Product: receptor-interacting serine-threonine kinase 3
Exons: 12
Coding region: 1076-2374 (432 amino acids)
Biological process (GO): protein phosphorylation
Molecular function (GO): ATP binding; JUN kinase kinase kinase activity
Source: RefSeq, a predicted model, not a curated record